AUGUUCUCAAGAAUUGCCAAGAGAUCAUUCUCAUCGACCGUCAUUAAUCCUUAUAAAGUUACCGUUCUUGGUGCCAACGGUGGUAUUGGUCAACCUUUGUCGUUGUUAUUGAAAUUAAAUGACAAAGUCACAGAUUUGAGAUUAUACGAUUUAAGAGGCGCUAAAGGUGUUGCUGCAGAUUUAUCUCAUAUUCCAACAAAUUCUACUGUUAAAGGUUUCACUCCAGAUAAGGUAGAUUCUGUAAGUAAUGGUUUAUCGCAUGCUUUGGAAGGCACCGAUGUUGUCAUUAUCCCAGCUGGUGUUCCAAGAAAGCCAGGUAUGACAAGAGACGAUUUAUUUGCCAUCAACGCAGGUAUUGUUAGAGAUUUGGCUUCUGCAGCUGCUGAAAAUGCCCCUAACGCUGCCAUCUUAGUCAUCUCAAACCCGGUUAACUCUACAGUGCCAAUUGUCGCUGAAGUAUUCAAACAAAAAGGUGUCUACAAUCCAAAGAAGUUAUUCGGUGUCACUACAUUAGAUGUUAUCAGGUCUUCCAGAUUCAUUUCUGAAAUUGUAAAUACUGAUCCAACUACUGAGAAAGUGGAUGUCGUAGGUGGCCAUUCCGGUAUUACCAUUAUUCCAUUAUUAUCUAAAACUAAGUACUAUAAAUCUUUAUCUGAUGAACAAAGAGAACAACUGAUCCACAGAAUUCAAUUCGGUGGUGAUGAAGUCGUCAAGGCUAAGGAUGGUGCUGGUUCCGCUACUUUAUCAAUGGCUAGAGCUGGUGCAAGAUUUGCAGACUCUGUCUUAAGAGGUUUCGCAGGUGAAAAAAAUGUCAUUGAACCAACUUUCGUUGAUUCUCCAUUAUUCAAGUCUGAAGGUAUCGAAUUUUUUGCUUCUCCAGUCACCUUAGGUACAAAUGGUGUUGAACAAAUUCAUGAAGUUGGUAAUUUAUCCGCUGAAGAACAACAAAUGUUGGAAACAUGCAAGGAAACUUUAAAGAAGAACAUCGAGAAAGGUGUCGCUUUUGUUUCUAAAAAAUAG
This is a messenger RNA of Tetrapisispora phaffii CBS 4417, 1020 nucleotides long. RefSeq names its product malate dehydrogenase MDH1 (gene MDH1). Gene Ontology annotation, cellular component: cytoplasm; mitochondrion. Bases 1 to 1020 code for a protein of 339 amino acids. The record is from RefSeq and is a predicted model, not a curated record. Gene Ontology annotation, biological process: malate metabolic process; tricarboxylic acid cycle. The transcript has a single exon. NCBI's taxonomy places the organism in Eukaryota, Fungi, Ascomycota, Saccharomycetes, Saccharomycetales, Saccharomycetaceae. Gene Ontology annotation, molecular function: L-malate dehydrogenase (NAD+) activity.